Cloeon dipterum is the source of this 865-nucleotide messenger RNA. RefSeq lists its product as uncharacterized. The transcript is spliced from 7 exons. The coding region runs from base 291 to 788 and encodes 165 amino acids. NCBI's taxonomy places the organism in Eukaryota, Metazoa, Arthropoda, Insecta, Ephemeroptera, Baetidae. The record is from RefSeq and is a predicted model, not a curated record. Gene Ontology annotation, molecular function: odorant binding.
CCCAUCAAACAAAUCGGGAUUUUUGGACUUCUGGAACGAACUCGGACUGCGCCGGUCCUCAUUACUGGUGUUCUGAUGGUGAAAAAUUGAAUUUGAACCGCUUGCCCAACUGGAAAGGCGGCCGUUUGCCUUCCCAGGAGGCCGGAAACUGUAUUUUCGUCAAUCUGUCCAACGUCACUGUGAAUGCGUCAGUGCUGGGAGCUGACGUGUGUUCGACGCAAAAACAAUUCCUCUGCGAGGUGCUACAAACAGGAAAUAAAUCCGUACAAAUCAAAAGGAGUUGUCAGGAAAUGUUGGACGUUAGUGACCUAGAAAUCGAGGAACACAUCAUGAACAUCUCUGCGCUGCAAUCUCCAGUCAAAAGAAAUUUGAUGUGCUACAUAAGAUGCUGCGGGAUUCGCGGAGAAGUGAUAAAAUAUGGCCAACUGUUGACCGGACACGUAAUUCGAAACUUGGAAGAACUGACAUUUGAUGACCCACCCCUGAUGCAAUCAUCAUUUGACGGAUACGAAAAAUGCUCAUCAAUUUAUGACACCGAUGAGUGCAGGAUGUAUUCAGAAAUGUUUUACUGCGGCAAGAAAACUGAUCCAACCCUAACAAUGGCAUUGCUGGACACCAACAAAGAUGGACCAAAUGUUGUGGCUUCACCAACAGGAGCAAUAAACACAAAAUACCGAACUUGUUUAGAUUUUGGUCCAUGCGUUACUGAUGCUGCGGCUGUAAAUGAGUUGCGACUUACUGGAAGAUGUAUAGAAAAAUUGUGCAAACUUAAAAUGUGGCGUAUGUAACACGAAUCAUAAAAAUUUCCAGGGAGUAGAGGAGCAAUAUAUCAAACAUCAACUGGAAAAAAAUAUUACUUUAAAUU